AUGGCUUCAACUAACUACGUUUCAUCAGAUGAAUACAAAUAGCAAAAAGCCUUAGAAGAAGCAAGAAAGGCAGGUAAAAUUCCUGCCUAACUAGACGAAGAAGGAAAAGAAAUUAAUCCGCAUAUGCCUCAAUAUAUUACUAAAGCUCCUUGGUAUUUGAAUUAAAAUGCACCAUCCAUGAAGCAUCAGUAUUUUUUCAAGCAAACUAAUGAUGCCUCAGAAGAGUUUUAUGCUAGAGGAUAGAAAGGUUACUAAGCAACAAAAUAUAGGAAGGGAGCUUGCACUAAUUGUGGAGCAAUUACUCAUCAAGCAAAAGAUUGUUGUGAAAGACCAAGAAAGUUAGGUGCAAAAUAUACAAAUUAGAAUAUAGCUGCAGAUGAUAUUAUUAAAGAUAUAAAGUUUACUUAUGAUUCAAAAAGACAUAAUUGGAAUGGUUUCGAUCCAGAUGAUUAUAUGGAAAUAGUAAAAGAGAAAGAAAAAAUAGAGGAAAUUAGAAAAAGAGAGUAAGAGAAAUAAUUAGAAAAAGCUGAUGCAGAGUCAAAUUAUGACGAUGGUACAAGAGAAAAGGAUGAAAAGGCUGGAUAAGUGAAGAUUUCUAGUGAAUAGUCUAGAUAAUAGCCAACUCCACAUUUAAGAAUCAGAGAAGAUAAAGCAAAAUAUCUUCGUAACUUAAGUGAAGACUCUGCUACAUUUAUUUCUAAAAAUAGAUCUAUGAGAGAAAAUCCUACUCCUAAUGAUCCAAAUUCAGAUUUUAAAGGUGAAAAUGCUUUGAGAAUGACUGGAGGUGCAGUAGAAUUUAUUAAAUAAGAAUAUUUUGCUUGGUAAGCAGCUGAAAAAUAAGGUUUAGAUUUAAGUAGUAUCGCUAAUCCAACCUUAACUGAAAAAGUGUACAGGGAAAUGAAAAAUAAAGAAUCAACUCUUAGAGAUAAAAAUAUGCAGAAGGUAUUUGUUUAGUAUGGUGGCGAGGAGCAUUUUGAAGGCGAUAUGGAUUUAAUUUUAGGAUAAACAGAAAAAUAUGCAGAAUAUGCUCCAGAUGGAACACAACUUGAUAUAUACAAUCAUAAGAGGUCAAAAUAUGCUGAAGAUAUAUACAUUAAUAAUCACACUUCUGUAUGGGGUUCUUGGUUUAAUGAUUAUCUUGGUUGGGGUUACGCUUGCUGUCACUCUAAUACCAAAUCUUCUACCUGUUAAGGAGAAAAAGGCAUCAAAGAAGCAGUUACAAGAGAAUUUUUGGCAAAGAAACAAUUAGAAGAAGACUUGAAAAAAGCUAAAGAAUCAGGUGAAUUAGAGAAAAAGGAGCAAUAAAAGAAGGCUUAAGAAAAACCUCAAUUUGCAGUUCCUGCAGCUAAAAAAAAAACUGAAGAUGUAAACUAAAAAGGAAUUGGAAAAAAAGAAGAAAAAAUUAACGAUAAAAAACAAUAAAAAGAAGAAGUCCUGAAAGCAUAGAAUCCUUUCCAAUGGGGAUUACCAGAGGAUGAAGAGAACGAAUAGGAGUUAGACCAAGAAAAAGUUAAGUAUUAUAUGGAAAGGAUGAAAGAAAAUAAAACAGAAGAAAGAGAUGAUAGAAAAAGAAAAUACAACUCUUUUGCUGCAGAUGAAGGGUACGAAAUUUCAAGAGAAGAGCUUGAAGCCUAUAGGUUAACAAAGAAAAACUUUGAUGAUCCAAUGGCUAACUAUCAAGAUAAUGAUAAAUAUUGA
Tetrahymena thermophila SB210 is the source of this 1698-nucleotide messenger RNA. RefSeq names its product Pre-mRNA-splicing factor SLU7. Gene Ontology annotation, molecular function: pre-mRNA 3'-splice site binding. Gene Ontology annotation, biological process: mRNA splicing, via spliceosome. The transcript has 7 exons. NCBI's taxonomy places the organism in Eukaryota, Ciliophora, Oligohymenophorea, Hymenostomatida, Tetrahymenidae. Gene Ontology annotation, cellular component: spliceosomal complex. The record is from RefSeq and is a predicted model, not a curated record.